AUGGACGAUCUUACAAUGCCAUAUGCCAAGGCCAGCCCUACAUUUCCGACUCGGCGAGAUCGCAUGGCUGCUGCCUUGCGUAUGCUGAUGGCCCAUGACGAUCUUGAUCCGGAACUAUUGCGGCCUGGCUCACAGUGGGUGGCCGCUGCAGAUGUGAUGACGCCGAAACAAAUCUUACCUCACAAUGCAACAGAGCAAGCACCGGUAACGGACUUGCACUCAACAAUCUUGCCCGUCGAUCCUGCAUUAUGUGCAGGAUCCCCAUAUCCCGUUGACGGCCCGGACGGCCCAUGGCAAAACUGGCUGGGCGAUAUCACAACGGCUUCUUCAUCUUCAACCACAUCAAGCAACUUACCAAGCUCAUCCGGGAGUGAUUUCAUGCUAAGUGGGUGGACCCGCUCUGAGAUCUCUUCAGCUCUAACCGAAUGUUUAGAUUUAGGAUGGUCUCUCAACGAGUGGGACGUAAUGCUCAACUCUUCCGAAUUCGACAGCACUAGCACCGCAAGUACCCUACCAGAUCCCGUUGUCGGGACACCACAAAUAAGCCCAGGGCCUCUUCCAUCAAAUAUAGGCGAUGUCGCGAUGCAACCGCCACCAAGCUUUCCAUCAGCCGAGAGGCGACAGCCGGAAGAGAGUACGGGCCAGCGAUCGACAAAGCGUCAACGCGCACACUACGUGAUCGAAAAAAGAUAUCGAGCAGGGCUCCAUGAGCGCUUUGAGGCACUACGGGACUGCGUGGAAACUUGGAAACAAGACCAGCAACAACAAAAAUCAUCUGCGUCUCCAUCUCCAAGUGACGCGGAUGGAACUGAUGAGGACCAUAACCGAAACGUACGCCUGAAUAAGGCGGAAGUCCUGCAACAAGCGGUGGCAUAUAUUAAGCUCUUACAAGAGGAGAAUGAGGUGGUUAUGGAACAUAUGAAGAUGCUCAUACGACGGUUUCGUGCAACAAAGCAGGCUUUACAGCAUGGCCAAUAG
This is a messenger RNA of Penicillium antarcticum, 978 nucleotides long. RefSeq lists its product as uncharacterized. NCBI's taxonomy places the organism in Eukaryota, Fungi, Ascomycota, Eurotiomycetes, Eurotiales, Aspergillaceae. Bases 1 to 978 code for a protein of 325 amino acids. The record is from RefSeq and is a predicted model, not a curated record. Gene Ontology annotation, molecular function: protein dimerization activity. The transcript has a single exon.